AUGAAGGUUUGCAAUGACUCACCACCAUACCAGAGCAAGGUCAGGAGGCUGCUCGCAGAGUACGCGAAACCCUGCACUCGUGCGGAGGAUUACUAUGCUCCCUUCGUGAAUACCUUCAAUCACGCUUUGGAGGAGAUGAAGGAGUGCUCGCUCCCAUUGUUACGCGAGAUCGACAAGAACGAGGAUCUGGAUAUCAUGUUUCAUAGAAAUGACCCCAAGGCGCUCACCGGGAUACAUGGUGGCCUCAAGACCUUGCGCCGUCCGGACGUCGUGUUGGUCGCACACGGGUCUGCUUUCCGGGCGGCCGGGGACUCCGCACGUGUCCCCGGCAUGCACUGA
Molecule: messenger RNA, 339 nt
Organism: Sparassis crispa
Lineage: Eukaryota; Fungi; Basidiomycota; Agaricomycetes; Polyporales; Sparassidaceae
Exons: 2
Coding region: 1-339 (112 amino acids)
Source: RefSeq, a predicted model, not a curated record